ACAGUAAAACAUGAGGACAUGAUUAGGCGACUGUGCUGUGUUUGCUGUGUAGCCUGUGCAACUACACCCUCCUGAGGUGACCGGAGAAUAUGAAGGGCUCGUUUUUCCAAGACCAAAGGGAGAGAGAAAAAGUGGGGAAAGGUCUCUUGGAACAAGCCGGGGAACUUCUUUAGAUAUGGUUCACCCUUUAGAAACUGCUGUUUCUCAUUGACACUGCUUUGGAUAAUAAUGAGCCACUAUAGGAGAUCCGGUCCAAGGUUGCACAGGCAUUGUGAGACCUGUUACAGCCGCCGCUGCAAAGCCUCCAUAGAGGUCUCGGUGUCAUGCAUGGUCAUCAACUGCCGCUUGCUCUGUGGGGCCUUCUUUCACAUGUGUAAAGAGGAUGAACACUCUCUGCUGUGUCCCAACGAGAAGGUACCCUGCAUUAAUGCUCACUAUGGCUGCCCUUUUAUCAUGCAUCGCUCUCAGCUGGCCAAACACCUUGAGGUGUGUCCUGCGAGCGUCAUCUGCUGCUCGAUGGAGUGGAACCGCUGGCCUGUCGAGAACCCAGAUGUCCCCUUGUAUACAAACCUUCUGAAAGAGCUUCACAAGCAGGAAUCACUGGACCUUUCCAUGGCACUGAGAGACCAGAAACAUCUAUGUGCCAGGUUGAAAAUGAGGAGCUGCUUUCCCGAGUUGAUGGAGGAACAAGAAGAAGAACCUGCUCCAAUGGAGGAGGACGACAAGGAGGAAGCAGUAGGAAGAGAGUCUGUGUGUAAUGGGAUUCAUGUUAACGGACAUGGAGGUUCAGUUUUAGUAAAUGAACCAUCGAAAUCUUGUGAGAAAUCUCUAAAUGAAGAUGUGGUCCUAAAUGGUACCAUCGACAAGGAGAAGUACAAUCUAUUCGAAAAGAUGUUCAGCAUGGAAAUGGGAGGUUGCAAGCAGGCGGAGGCAGAGGCGUCGAAAACAGAAGAUAAGAAAGGAAAAAAGAUGCCCUCUAAAGGUUCUUCGUUGACAAAGCCACAAGGAGCUUCUGUAGAGCCUGAGAAAGAGAACGCCGAUGUAUCCCAUGUGGAUUUCUCCAAAACUGGACUUGCACCUUGGCAGGAUGGCGUCCUGGAGAGACUCGGGCAGGUGGUGAAUCCCAGAGAAUUCAACAUGUACAUAGUGCAUCACGGGCGCAUGCUGAUCUCCUUCGGUCAGAUGGAUGCUUGCACGCCCAGAGAGAGAGAUUUUGUUUAUGGGAGCCUGGAGCCAAUACCAGUCCAGACUCUACGUUCUUUCAAAGUUCCCAGUAGUUACAAAGGAAAACGCAUUCAAUUUAGAGAAUGCUGUUCAAGAGUAUUGACUGAGCACAAGUGUGUCGACACAUCUGACCUGGAUGUAUCUGAGAAAAAAAUGGAUGAGAUGUUUGCAACCCUACUCUGUUCUGCAGAGGCUGAGACAAGGGGCCACAAAAUAAGCGAGACGGUGGCGACAGAUGGACUUUAUGUUGAUAUCGCAACACAGACGUAUAAUUUUGCCACAGCUCCCUUCAAAUACAAUGCAACUCUGACUGAAAUUACAGCAGACAGAGAUUUGAAACUUCACGUUGAGCUUGACACAGAAACGGUUACCCUCAGACACAACAAAUCCACUUCGGCUUUCACGUUCCUGUGUGGCCAUUUCUUCCGGCGGGAUGAAUUUGCCUCACACUUUAAGAACGUGCAUUUGGAUAUACAAUCCUGUCUUAGUGGCUGGUUUGAGCAGAGAUGCCCUCUGGCCUACCUUGGUUGUACCUUCAUUCAGAGAGGAUUACAGCCCACCACACACAGGGCCAAAGUCUCCUAUAACCAAGACCUCAGUAUUUUCACCCUCACACCUGAGGUUCCUGCCUCUCUCAUGGGCGAUUUGCAGACUGUUGCACUAAAGGCACAUGUCAAAAAUGAAGAUUCUCUCAGUAACCUUCCCUUUGAGGUGCUUCACCACAUCGCUGGUUACCUGGAUAGUUUCACUUUGUCCCAACUAGCCUUGGUCUCACGAUUGUUCAGGGAUAUAUGUGCCACGCUUCUGCAGGAGAGAGGAAUGGUGGCCUUUAAGUGGCAUAAGAAGUCAUACUCUCAUGGAGGAGCCCGCUGGAAACCUACCAUAGUCUGGGAGUUCAGUACUCUUUUUAGCAAAGUGGAUAACUGGUGCAUCGGCAACACACCAUCAAUGGCUGAGCACCUGAAACACUGUCCAUUCUACCAAACUGAACUGAAAACUGAGCCUUUUGCUCUGGCCAAAAUGUUUGACAACAAAGGAAAGGGGAAACACGGUUUGGUUUCUUUGUUUAUGGGACGCAAAUGAUACUGUAACUUUUAUCUUGAAUUGCUGCAUGAACUCCAUAAGUAUGUGUAAAAUCUGAUUUGCUUACUUGAUUAGUGGCCUAGAAAUAAUGCAGAAUCUUAUUAAUUUUUUUGGUUAUUUAUUAAUAAUUUUAUUUCUAGGUUUAAAUAAAAUUUGGGAUCUUAGAUUCUUAAGAUUUUUCUCUUAAAUGAGACCUUACUUAUGCUUUUAGUGCAAAGGGUUCAUGAACUGUAUCUGUUUUAGUUUGGGUAUGUCAUUUCUUGGGAUUUUCCAAAAGCGGGGGUGCUGGCUAACAGGUUAAUAUCUAACUGAAUGUAACCUUCUAUUCUCUCUGUAAAACUUCUGUUAAGUUUUCAUUAAAGCAGCAUGUGAUUAUAGUCUUAUGACUUGAUUAUCAUAGA
Messenger RNA from Megalobrama amblycephala (Wuchang bream), 2708 nucleotides. RefSeq names its product F-box protein 40, tandem duplicate 2 (gene fbxo40.2). The coding region runs from base 229 to 2307 and encodes 692 amino acids. Gene Ontology annotation, cellular component: cytoplasm. Gene Ontology annotation, molecular function: zinc ion binding; ubiquitin protein ligase activity; protein binding. The record is from RefSeq and is a predicted model, not a curated record. Lineage: Eukaryota; Metazoa; Chordata; Actinopteri; Cypriniformes; Xenocyprididae. The transcript has 5 exons.